CUUCAGUUUUCAAACCUGAACCGAGGCUGACGUGGUGGAGAAAGAAGCCUGCACACAAGGCGCAGCGCCGCAGCGGCAGCUAGGAGGCACUGGCAGUGGAAGCAGCGUGAGGAAAGGGAUACCUCACGAGCUGUGCAUAGGGAAGACUAUUGAGCUGGGUAAUGACCCUUCAAACAGCUAGUACGACCGUUUGUGCUUGUGAGCAAGAAGAAGGGAAGUCUUUUGAGUUCUUGAGCUUGUUGGCUUGCUUCCGUGACAUCUGAGGUGGGCCAAAGAGGUUUGGGUGUACUUGUGGGUCAAUUAUAGCGCAUAGUAGUCCGUAGCUGGCACAAUGGCUGCCUUAGGGGAAGAGCCGGCUGGACUGGCUCAGGCUGAGCAAGAUGCACACCAGCAUGAGCAGCAACUAGAGCAGCAUCAUGGGAUGCACGAGGGGGCAAUGCAUGAGGGGGGAAUCCAUGAGGGGGGGAUGCACGAAGGUGGGAUGCACGAAGGUGGGAUGCACGAGGGGGUGUUGCACGAGGGUACUCCUGUGCAUCAAGGACACCCGGGGCAUGAGGAUGUGGAAAUUGAGGGGGAGGAGUAUGACGAUGAUCCGAUGUCAGUCAGAGAUCCAUCGAACACCAAGCAGCUGACCCUGUCGUACCAAGGAGAGGUCUAUGUGUUUGACACGGUUCCCCCUGAGAAGGUGCAAGCGGUGCUCCUUCUCCUUGGAAGCCAGGAGACGCCUGCAGGGCUGAGCCUCGCCCAGCUUGGAAAGGGAUAUGACCUGCCCUCCCGCCUGAACCAGCCUAUGAGGCUAGCGUCCCUGCAACGUUUCAGGGAGAAGCGGAAAGAGAGAAACUAUGACAAGAAGAUUAGAUACUCGGUGCGCAAGGAAGUGGCACAACGGAUGCAAAGGAAGAAAGGCCAGUUUGCUUCCAACCGACCGCAGCCAAGCGAUGAUGGUUCCGGGGGCGGGGAGUUUGGGUCAGAUGGUCAGGCCCACCAGGAGAUGACGUGCACAAAUUGCGGUAUUGGUGAGAAGCAGACCCCCAUGAUGAGGCGGGGUCCGCAUGGCCCCGGGACACUCUGCAACGCGUGCGGGUUGCAGUGGGCCAGCAAGGGUGCUCUUCGGGACACCCGCAAAGACAAACAGCCAAGGGACUCGAUGGACGGGCAGGAGAACGUCCACCAGGAGUACUUGCCUCAGCUUCUUCCGGAGCCAAUCAGCUCCGAGCACCAGUCGAUGGUCCAAGGGCAAGAAGUCCUGGGACAACAGAUCCAGGCUAUUGAUGUUCCAGGAAAUCAAUUGGCGAUCGAAGGCGUCCUGCCAAAUGCCACUGAAAUGGCGCCUCCAAUUGCAAAUGGCACAGCUCAGUGAGCUAGAGCUUGGUAGUGUGGAAGAUUACAAUAAACAACCCAACCGUGGUGAUCCAAGUUAUGAUGGCAGAUGUUGGAGCAGAUCUUAAAGCUUUCCACCAUAGUAAAGGACGGUAUGCAUCCCCUUUACGUUGCUCAGGCUAGGCACCAGACUUUAAGGAUGAUGUGGAGUUAUGUAUAUUAUAGGAUACAGUGGCCAUUUCUUUUAUCUUUGUGAGAUGUGGAGGAGAACCAGGUUGUGCAAGAAGAGCUUGCUUGAUAGCAAGGUGCCUUCGCAUUCUUCUCGGCUGAUUUCCGGCGGCGGUCAAGUGGACAAGCACAACGAUGUUGUCAAGGUGGCCCUUGUCCUUUGAGGCUUGAUGCGGCCUUGCCUGCUACUUCCUUCCCUUUUGGAUCACAAUUGGUCAAUCAUGCAGCAUAUACGACUUACAGAUACAAGU
Molecule: messenger RNA, 1799 nt
Organism: Klebsormidium nitens
Lineage: Eukaryota; Viridiplantae; Streptophyta; Klebsormidiophyceae; Klebsormidiales; Klebsormidiaceae
Source: the annotation of a GenBank genome assembly